AUGUUAUCCCUAUUAGCUAAAAACAAGAAUUCUGCUAGGCCAUUAUUUAACUCUUUAUCCAGCACUGCUGCUCGUUUGCAAUCCACUAAAGUUCAAGGUGCAGUUAUUGGUAUCGAUUUGGGUACUACUAACUCUGCGGUGGCCGUCAUGGAAGGUAAGAUUCCACGUAUUAUUGAAAACGCCGAAGGUGCCCGUACUACACCAUCGGUCGUCGCUUUCACUAAAGAAGGCGAAAGAUUGGUCGGUAUUCCAGCUAAGAGACAAGCAGUUGUUAACCCAGAAAAUACUUUAUUUGCCACAAAGAGAUUAAUUGGUCGUCGUUGGGAGGACGCUGAAGUCCAACGUGAUAUCAAACAAGUCCCUUACAAAAUUGUCAAGCACUCUAAUGGUGAUGCCUGGGUCGAAGCUAGAGGUCAAUCUUAUUCCCCAGCUCAAAUCGGUGGGUUUAUUUUAAAUAAAAUGAAGGAAACUGCAGAAUCUUAUCUAGGUAAGUCAGUUAAAAAUGCAGUUGUCACUGUGCCAGCCUAUUUCAACGACUCCCAAAGACAAGCCACAAAGGAUGCUGGUCAAAUCGUCGGUUUAAACGUUUUGCGUGUUGUCAAUGAACCAACUGCUGCCGCUUUGGCCUAUGGUUUAGAGAAAGCUGACUCUAAGGUCGUUGCUGUCUUCGAUUUAGGUGGUGGUACUUUCGAUAUUUCCAUCUUAGAUAUCGAUAAUGGUGUCUUUGAAGUUAAAUCUACCAAUGGUGACACCCACCUUGGUGGUGAAGAUUUCGAUAUUGUCUUGUUAAGAGAAAUCGUUAAGAAAUUCAAAGCUGAAUCUGGCAUUGAUUUAGAAAACGAUCGUAUGGCUAUUCAAAGAAUCAGAGAAGCCGCUGAAAAGGCUAAGAUUGAAUUAUCUUCCACCGUUUCCACUGAAAUUAACUUACCUUUCAUCACUGCUGAUGCUUCUGGUCCAAAACAUAUUAACUUGAAAUACACCAGAGCUCAAUUUGAGACUCUUACUGAACCAUUAAUCAAGAGAACUAUUGAACCCGUUAAAAAGGCUUUGAAAGAUGCUAACUUAUCUACCUCCGACAUCUCUGACGUUCUUUUAGUCGGUGGUAUGUCUAGAAUGCCAAAGGUCGUUGAAACUGUUAAGAGUUUAUUCGGUAAAGAACCAUCCAAGGCUGUCAACCCAGAUGAAGCCGUUGCCAUUGGUGCUGCUAUUCAAGGUGCUGUUCUUUCUGGUGAAGUCACUGAUGUUUUGUUGUUAGAUGUCACUCCAUUAUCUCUUGGUAUUGAGACUCUUGGUGGUGUCUUUACCAGAUUAAUUCCAAGAAACACUACCAUCCCAACCAAGAAGUCUCAAAUCUUCUCCACUGCCGCUGCUGGUCAAACCUCUGUUGAAAUUAGAGUCUUCCAAGGUGAAAGAGAAUUAGUUAGAGACAACAAGUUGAUCGGUAACUUCAACUUAUCUGGUAUUCCACCUGCUCCAAAGGGUGUUCCUCAAAUUGAAGUCACUUUCGAUAUUGAUGCAGAUGGUAUUAUCAACGUUUCUGCCCGUGACAAGGCCUCCAAUAAGGAUGCAUCUAUUACUGUUGCUGGUUCUUCUGGGUUAUCUGAGGCCGAAAUUGAACAAAUGGUCAACGAUGCUGAAAAGUUCAAGGCACAAGAUGAAGAAAGAAAGAAGGCUAUCGAAACUGCUAAUAGAGCAGAUCAAUUAACCAAUGAUACUGAAGCUUCCUUGAAGGAAUUCGAAGGCAAGAUUGAUAAGGCUGAAGCUCAAAAGGUUAAGGACCAAAUCGCUUCCUUAAGAGAAUUAGUUGCUAAGGUUCAAUCUGGUGAAGAGGUUGCUGUUGAUGAAUUGAAGACUAAGACUGAAGAAUUACAAAAUGCUUCUAUGAAAUUGUUUGAACAAAUGUACAAAAACAACUCUACUAAUGAAGGUCAAUCUAAUGAAAACAAACAAUAA
Arxiozyma heterogenica is the source of this 1953-nucleotide messenger RNA. It is a transcript of the gene SSC1, whose product is annotated as Hsp70 family ATPase SSC1. Gene Ontology annotation, cellular component: mitochondrion; cytoplasm. Bases 1 to 1953 code for a protein of 650 amino acids. Gene Ontology annotation, molecular function: ATP binding; ATP-dependent protein folding chaperone. Gene Ontology annotation, biological process: protein folding. NCBI's taxonomy places the organism in Eukaryota, Fungi, Ascomycota, Saccharomycetes, Saccharomycetales, Saccharomycetaceae. The record is from RefSeq and is a predicted model, not a curated record. The transcript has a single exon.